CAUGCUUUCAACUGCAGAUCAACUCCAGAUCCAACAUGUCUCUCAUCUCAAGAUCCUACGGCCAGAAGACCAUGAGUGUCUAUGGUGGAGCAGGCGGUCGUGGCACCCGUAUCUCCUCAUCCCAGGUCAUGGGCCUUGGAUCUGCUAGAGGCUUCAACCUGGCUGACGGCCUGGACAUGCACGUCGGAGACAACGAGAAGGCCACCAUGCAGAAUCUGAAUGACCGCUUGGCCACCUACCUGGAGAAGGUGCACACCCUGGAGAAGGAGAACGAGCGUCUGGACAAGCAGAUCAGAGACUGGUACCAGAGCAGGACCAUCAUCGCCCACGACUACACCAAAUACUUUGCCAUCAUCGAUGACCUGAAGGACAAGAUUCGUAUCAGUUCCAGAAUGAAUGCCAAAACUGUUCUGGACAUUGACAACGCAAAACUGGCAGCUGAUGAUUUCAGAAUGAAGUAUGAGAACGAGCUGGCCAUGAGGUUGGCUGUGGAGGCAGACAUUGCUGGACUGAAGAAGUUGUUGGACGACAUGAACCUGAUCAGAAUGGAUCUGGAGAGUCAGUACGAAGGACUGAAGGACGAGCUCAUCAUGCUCAAGAGGAACCACGAAGAGGAGAUGAUUCUGCUGAGGAGUCAAACCGGUGCCCAAGUCAACGUGUCUGUGGACGCUUCACCCGCUGUAGACCUGAACCAGGCCAUGUCAGAAAUCAGAGAACACUACGAGGGCAUGAUCGGCAAGAACCGCAGAGAUCUCGAAUCGUGGUACCAGACCAAGAUUGCAUCGGUGGAGCAGGAGGUGCUCACAAGCACAGAGACUCUGGUGACGUCACACACAGAGAUCAAAGAACUGAAGAGCACCAUCCAGAGACUUCAGAUCGACCUUCAGUCACAUAUUAGCAUGAAAGCCUCUCUGGAGAACACCCUGGCAGAGACUCAGGCCCGCUACGCAGCUCAGCUCGCAAGCCUCCAGGACAUUGUCAUCACCCUGGAGGCUCAGCUGUCCCAGCUCCACGCUUCCAUCGCCAGCAACAAGCAGGAAUAUGACCUGCUGCUCGACCUCAAGACCCGGCUGGAGCUGGAGAUCGCAGAGUACAGGAGGUUGCUGGACGGAGAGGACGACAGCACAAAACAAGUGGUCACAAAGGUCAUCACAGUGGUGGAGACAGUUGUGGACGGAAGGGUGGUGCAGAGCAGCAAGACUGUUGAUGUGGACGUGGAUGAGCUUGAGUGAACGUUUUUCUGAAUAUUUUACAAAAACUAAUAAAGAUCUUGCAGUUCAAA
Molecule: messenger RNA, 1282 nt
Organism: Solea senegalensis (Senegalese sole)
Lineage: Eukaryota; Metazoa; Chordata; Actinopteri; Pleuronectiformes; Soleidae
Gene: krt98
Product: keratin 98
Exons: 8
Coding region: 36-1232 (398 amino acids)
Molecular function (GO): structural molecule activity
Source: RefSeq, a predicted model, not a curated record